Gymnodraco acuticeps is the source of this 2084-nucleotide messenger RNA. Its product is annotated as neoverrucotoxin subunit beta-like. The transcript is spliced from 4 exons. NCBI's taxonomy places the organism in Eukaryota, Metazoa, Chordata, Actinopteri, Perciformes, Bathydraconidae. The record is from RefSeq and is a predicted model, not a curated record. Bases 428 to 1228 code for a protein of 266 amino acids.
CCUCCCUAUGAGCCCAGUGACCGUCUGCGAGACAGCGAAACCCAGCCCGAAACCAGCCCGACACCCGCAGCCUGGCUGUGAGUCGGUGUGUGUGCUCACACACCGACUCACAGUCUCGCCGCAUCCCGCCAUCUCAGGGAGGAGAAAUCGGCGGAGCUGCAGCUGAGAAAAGAUUGAGUGUGUGUGUGAGGAAGUCCGGGAUUGGUCCAUUUGGACCAAUCCACGGACAUAACGUAACGGCUCCACGGAUUGGGCUAUUUGCAUAAAAACCUUCAUAACACACAAGGGGACGGGUAAUAACCGGAAAAGCAUGACAUGGGACCUUUAAUGAAUGAACUAAUUUCAGUCGGGUUUAGGAGUCAUUUUGCUGACUCGUGUUAACUGAGAGGAGACGCCAUCUUUAUCUUUGUCUGAUAUCAGUAUUAGGAUGCAGCAGCAGAGACCUGGACCCAGCUGUAAAAGGAGAAGGCAGGACACCGAAGAGGAACCAGAAAUGCUGGAUGAUUACUCACCUGUUGAUUCUUUGUCGGAUGAUGAGGACUCCCAGCAGUCAGAACGUGACACGGACAGUAGUGACCCUGAUUUUGGACUUCCAGAUCGGGAAACGAUGGAAGAUGAAUUACUGGAGACGUUUAUAGAGCAUCUGAGGGGAUAUGCCUGUGAACUGGAGCUGGACUCAAACACAGCUCACAGAGGACUCAAACUGUCUGAAGACAACAUGAAGGUGACAUCUGUGGAGGAGGAGCAGCCAUAUGCUGAUCAUCCAGAGAGGUUUGACUCCUGGAAACAGGUGAUGUGUAGAGAAGCUCUGACUCGUCGCUCUUUCUGGGAGGUCGAGUGGAGCGGAGAGGUUACUAUAGCAGUGACCUACAGAGGAAUCAGCAGGAAAGGAGUCAGUGAUGACUGUAAGUUUGGAGAGAAUUAUCAUUCCUGGAGUCUGGAGUGCGCUGAUGAUGGUUACACUGUCAGGCAAAAUAAGGAAAUCAUCACCCAAACCUCCUCCUCCUCCUCCUCCUCCUCCUCCUCCUCCUCCACCUCCUACUCUGGUAGAGUAGCAGUGUAUGUGGAUCCUCCUGAUUGCUCUCUCUCCUUCUACAGCGUCUCCUCCUCUGACAAACUGACCCACCUCCACACCUUCAGAGGCAUAUACGGAAACUUAUUCACAGUCAAGGAACCUCUCUUUGCUGGUUUUGGGCUCUUGUCUGGUUCCUCUUCAGUGUCUCUGUAGGUCUGAGAGUCUCUCCUCAGUGUCUCUGGUUCCUCUGCAGGUCUGAGAGUCUCUCCUCAGUGUCUCUGGUUCCUCUGCAAGUCUGAGAGUCUCUCCUGACGACAGAAACUGACUGCAGAUCAGUUCAGUGUGUUCACCAUCACACACACAUCUGUCUCACACUCAGACACAACACAUUUAUCUGAUUCCAUCCCUAUGGCUAACAUCAUUUUUAAACUUACAAAUAUAUAACAUUUCUACAUUUACAUUUGCUUGUUCUAUAUUUAGUUGUCUUGCGUGGGUUCAGAGAAACGUGUGAUGUUCUUCGGGGUAACGAUGUGUUUCCUCUGGUCUCCUGUGGUGCCUUGUAUCCUCUUUGAGCAGCGUCAGUGUUUGCUGCCAUGAACUGAUUCUGAAUCCAGUUUGAAGCCACAUGUUUCCCAUAUGCAGUGUGGUAUGCAAUAAUCAGACAUAUUAUUCUUUUUAUUCAAAAGAUGACGUAUUGUUUUUAUAAUGGUAGGAAACAUCUGAAAACAAAUUGCCUUCCUUAGCUUCCUCUUGAAUAAUACUGUAAUGUUAUAAAUGUAAAACUGUGAUAUUUUUCUUCUACUACUUCUACCACUGGCUCAGAUAAUGAAGAACAACAAAAUAAGUUACCAUAGCUAUGCGGAUGACACACACAUUUACGUAACAAUUUCACCAGGAGACUAUGCUCCAAUUCAAACACUGAGUAAGUGCAUUGAACAAAUCAAUGACUGGAUGUGUCAGAACUUUCUCCAAUUAAACAAAGAUAAAACUGAGGUAAUGGUUUUUGGAGCCAAGUCAGAACGUAUAAAAGUUAGCGCUGAGCUUCAGUCUGCAAUGUUCAAAACAACAG